UUGGUUUACAAAGCUGCAAGUGCGAAGCUUAGGUUUGGCUGUUUGCCGAGCUAAUGUCGAGGUUUUGAGGUCGACCUGCUUCUUGUUGGAGCUGGUUCCUGUAGUUCUUCCUCGUAUAGUCUAAGACCUGCUUUUAGGCAGGAAUAACUCUUGAGGAUGUCAACCUCGGCAAUCUUCGUUCUGGACCUCAAAGGAAAGGUCCUGAUCUCCAGGAAUUAUCGUGGAGAUGUGGAUAUGACAGUCAUAGACAAGUUUUUACCUCUAGUGUUGGAGUCCGAGGAUGAAGGCUCUUCUGCACCAAUUAUUGUGAUGGAGAAUGUCACAUUCGUCUACAUCAAACAUAACAACUUGUACAUUGUCGCCACAACGCGCAAGAAUGCCAAUGUUGCACUCAUUUUCGUCUUCUUGCACAAGCUUGUUGAGGUUUUCACCGAGUAUUUCCGAACCAUGGAGGAGGAAUCAAUCCGUGACAACUUUGUCAUUAUCUACGAGUUGCUGGACGAGCUGAUGGACUUUGGAUAUCCGCAGACCACAGAAACGAGAAUAUUGCAGGAGUUCAUUACGCAGGAAGGUCAAAAGUUGGAGAGUGCUCCACGACCACCUGCUGCCAUCACUAAUGCCGUUUCAUGGCGUAAUGAGGGAAUCAAGUAUCGCAAGAAUGAGGUCUUCCUUGAUGUUAUUGAGUCUCUCAAUCUGCUUGUCAGUGCAUCGGGCAAUGUACUCCGCAGUGAAAUCAUCGGCUCAGUGAAAAUGCGCGUAUUCUUGUCUGGAAUGCCGGAGCUGCGACUUGGGUUGAACGACAAAGUGCUCUUUGAGAACACUGGAAGGAGUAAGUCUAAAGCAGUGGAACUCGAAGAUGUCAAGUUUCAUCAGUGUGUGAGACUGUCACGAUUCGAGAAUGAUCGCACAAUCUCCUUCAUCCCGCCAGAUGGUGAAUUUGAGCUGAUGUCCUACCGUCUGAACACAGAGGUGAAGCCUUUGAUCUGGAUUGAGUCAGUUAUCGAGCGCCACUCUCACAGUCGCGUAGAGUACAUGAUCAAGGCCAAAAGUCAAUUCAAACGCCGCUCAACUGCCAACAACGUUGAGGUGAUCAUUCCCGUCCCCCCAGAUGCUGACUCGCCCAAGUUUAAGUCGUCCGUCGGUACAGUCAAGUAUGCGCCGAACUUGUCCGCGAUCGUCUGGUCUAUCAAGUCAUUCCCUGGUGGCAAGGAGUACCUGCUGAGAGCUCAUUUUGGAUUGCCCAGUGUUGAUUCCGAGGACAGCGAGGGAAAGCCACCGAUUUCAGUGAAGUUCGAGAUCCCUUACUUCACAACAUCAGGCAUUCAGGUCCGGUAUCUAAAGAUUAUUGAGAAGAGCGGUUAUCAGGCAUUGCCUUGGGUCCGCUACAUCACCCAGAAUGGAGAUUACCAGCUGCGAACAACGUAGGCUCUAUUUGCUGAAUUUAAUUAUUGGCUGGGGAAUUAUCGCCCGCUGCUUGUCCAUCGUCUCUGUUGUGAGUGAUAUAGCACAUAUCUUUGUGUGCUGCUGAUAUUUUCCUCCCUCUCUCUCUCUCUCUCUCUCUCUCUCUCUCUCUCUCUCUCUCUCUCUCUCUCUCUCUCUCUCUCAUUUACCCUUGCCAUCACAACGAUGUGAUAUUGAUACAACUGAUAUUUUAUAACUAUCCAUCCUUUGUCCUGGCCUGUACCUGUACAUGACCUGUACAUGCUUUUGUUGCUUUUGCUGUUAUUGUUCUUCUUCUUUUUUUACCCAUAAUACUUUUCUUUUCACCUGCAUCUUUUCUUUUUCGUAGCUAUUGUAUUUAGUCAAUGUCCUUACCAUUUGCCACAAUGAUAAGAGGCCGAGAGUAUCUAAUGUACUUUGAAGUACUGAUGCA
Sycon ciliatum is the source of this 1873-nucleotide messenger RNA. RefSeq names its product AP-1 complex subunit mu-1. Gene Ontology annotation, biological process: intracellular protein transport; vesicle-mediated transport. Gene Ontology annotation, molecular function: clathrin-cargo adaptor activity. Gene Ontology annotation, cellular component: clathrin-coated vesicle; clathrin adaptor complex. The coding region runs from base 157 to 1425 and encodes 422 amino acids. The record is from RefSeq and is a predicted model, not a curated record. NCBI's taxonomy places the organism in Eukaryota, Metazoa, Porifera, Calcarea, Leucosolenida, Sycettidae. The transcript is spliced from 13 exons.